GCGCCAAAGACAUAGUAGAAGAAACAAAGCCGGGAAGCAUUGUAUGGGAUAAGAAUUCAUUCAGUUUCUGUUCGCCAAAUUUGUAAAUUGAAAAUAAAGUGGGAUCACAUUACAAGUCACUAGACGUAAUAGUUUUACGAUUAACUCCGACAACGCUGCUGUAAAAUUAAUAUUACACCAUUUCAAAAAAACCGUUCUUGUAACCUAAAACCAUGUCUAAGGAUAAAGUGGAAAAUCUAGGGGAUCUUCUUCCUCUCUACUAUCAACGGCUGUUUCCAUUCCAAUAUUAUUACAAGUGGCUGAGUUACAAUAAUCCCGACUUGUUUUCACGUAGAGAGUUUUCUUUCACUGUGAAAGACGAUGUUUACAUACGAUAUCGGUCAUUUGCCACUCAAGAAGAACUACAGCUUGAAUGCAAACGUCUAGUACCAUUCAAAAUUGAUAUCGGCGCAAUCUACAAUGUCUGUCCAAAGGAUGAAAAAAAAUAUUCCAAUUUCACAGCUGUUGAGAGAGAGCUGAUUUUUGAUAUAGACAUGUCAGAUUAUGACGAUGUUAGAACAUGCUGUACAGGGGCAGAUUUAUGCCUUAAAUGCUGGAAGUUUAUGGCAGUUGCUUGCCAAAUCCUAGAUUUAGCACUACAAGAGGACUUUGGGUUCCAUCAAUUACUCUGGGUAUUUUCUGGAAGAAGAGGAAUACAUUGUUGGGUAUGCGAUGAGUCAGCACGAAAAUUAAGUUCUAUGGUUCGUAGUAGUAUCGCUGAAUAUUUACAACUCAUAAUUGGAGGAGAACUGACAGCGAAAAAAGUCAAUUUUCCUGGGCAUACGCUACAUCAUUCUAUCCGGCGUGCAGUAAAUAUUAUAGAACCACUGUUUGUACCUAUGUGUGUUGAAGAACAAGACAUGUUAGGCACUGAGAAAGCAAUCGCUAAGUUCCUACCAUUGAUCUUGGAUGAUGGAAUGAGAACGCACGUCAAAACACUAUUCAAAUCAUAUCAAACUAGUGUAGAACGCUGGGCAGCUUUCAAGUCUUACUAUGAGUCAGAGCAGCAUUCGGGUAAAAGACGUCGCCAGCAAAAUCUUCUAGCUGAGAUAAUGAUACAAUAUGCAUAUCCCAGAUUGGAUAUCAAUGUUACUAAAGGAAUAAAUCAUCUAUUAAAAUCUCCGUUUUGUGUUCACCCGAAAUCGGGAAAAGUCAGCGUGCCAUUCAACCCUAAAGCAGUUGAUAAAUUCAAUCCCCUGGCUGUGCCAACAAUAAAUUUGUUAAUCGAGGAAAUCAAUGUUUACGAUUCAAAAGAAAACACCAUAUUGAAAGGACAGAUCACGCAAAAAAUUAAAGAUUAUAAAAAAACUAGCUUGAACAAGUCAAUUCAUAUUUUUCGUGAAUUCUUGAGGAACUUAGAGUACACGUAUAAAGGCCAGAAAAUCGUGAAUAGUGACAUCUUGAUGGAAUUUUAGUUUCGGCAAGAAUGAGAAUACUUUCUGAUGACCGACUAAAACUCUGUUCUCAGUUGCAUUCAUACAGAUGUUCUUAAACUUAGUGAAAUAUUAUAUAUUAAUUAAAUCGUAAAUAAAACUUUAUACUUACUACAAAAGAUAUUGGAUUGAUAGAAUGUCAAGUAAUUAUUAUUGUAUCAUACGUAAAUAAACAAAACAAGUAUUCUUUUAAAAAAAAA
Athalia rosae (coleseed sawfly) is the source of this 1672-nucleotide messenger RNA. It is a transcript of the gene DNApol-alpha50, whose product is annotated as DNA primase small subunit. The transcript has 7 exons. The coding region runs from base 213 to 1454 and encodes 413 amino acids. Gene Ontology annotation, biological process: DNA replication, synthesis of primer. Lineage: Eukaryota; Metazoa; Arthropoda; Insecta; Hymenoptera; Athaliidae. The record is from RefSeq and is a predicted model, not a curated record. Gene Ontology annotation, cellular component: alpha DNA polymerase:primase complex.